Molecule: messenger RNA, 713 nt
Organism: Xenopus tropicalis (tropical clawed frog)
Lineage: Eukaryota; Metazoa; Chordata; Amphibia; Anura; Pipidae
Exons: 12
Coding region: 51-566 (171 amino acids)
Source: RefSeq, a predicted model, not a curated record
UCUGCAACAUUCCUCUCUGCAUUGUUGUGUGAGAUCCUACCAGCUUUACAAUGAAAAUCGCGGUCAUCUUUUUGAUAAUAGGCCUAAGCAGCUGUUAUAAUGCUGCAUCUGUUUCAAAGACAGACUGUCUUGAACAACUCUUGCUGAAGGACACACCAGUUCUGCUCCAGACAUUGGGUAUAUUACUCUGCAACUACAAAGUAGCCCAGAAACAACAAAAUGGAGAAAUGUUCUUGGACUUUCUAAAUCAAGUGAAUGUGCUUCUGGGAAAAGUUGGUUGCACCAUUAACACCCUUCUCGGAACACAUGUGACUCUGAAUGUUUCUAAUGCUGAACAGAUAGCUGAUGAAGUUGCUGCUGUGCUGUUUCAAUUCCUGCAAGGCCUUAUUGCAAAAGCAAUGAAAAUCUUGAGUGAAAUUCCUUUCAUUGGUGAUUUAGUGAAUGACCAGGCGCUGUCUCAAGACAUCAGAAUUGUUGGAUGUGGAGUGUUGGUUGAUAUACUAACAGAUCUGGACAAAGUACUGAAAGUCAUUUCAGAAUUCACAAAUAUUUUUGCCAAGGUUUAACAAUUCUACCAUCCUAGAAACUGCAUUUGAGAACAAGCAAGUCAUAUUUGAUACAUGAACAUUUUUCAACACAUUUCAUGUUAUUACCCAGUUAAACCAUAAACCUUUACUUGUAAGUUUAGUAUAAUAAAGUGAUGCAGAGCUGGU